AGUGGUGAAAGUAUUGCAACUAAGACUGAGAGUCAAUCUAAUUUUUUAUCUAACUAUCUCAGUCAUACCUACAGUAGAAACUAAUUCUAAAAGCUGUUCAGAUAUUUUAAUCAGUGGAUUAGAUUUAGGAAUCUGGACAUCGUUUCCGGAAAGAUUGAGUUUAGAGUUUUUCAAAUGCAAUUUUUUUUUUUGCUCGUGCCAAAAAUUGCGGAAGUGUCAGAGGAUGCAGAUAUUGUAUGGAUUAUAUGCCAAAUCACAGUUGUCUUUGCGAAUGGAUCGCUUUCCGUUUUCCUCAGCGCCUAGCAACUACCACCACAGGACACACUUCAUCUGUUUCCAAAUGUCCUGAAGGUUUUGUUACUUAUUGAUCUCGUCGAAAGAUUGCCAAGUGAACAUCGGUGUUGAACCCUCUGGAGUCCGAAGCUCUCUCCAUCGAGUGAAUGCUGUCUGAGAGUCGUAACUGGACGUACAGUCAGCAACAGAGGUUAAUGUCUCAGCGCCGGAGUCAGGAGCAGCACAGGCAGCAGGAGGCCAGGCGUGUGGACCGGGAGAGGCAGCUGCAGGCCAGUCUGCAGGACGAGGAGAGCUUUGAGAGGAGGAGAUACCUGCGACAGGUGCAGGAAGAACUCAAGGAGAGGCAAAUGGAGAGCGCUCUGUUGAAGGCAGAGGAGGAGAGAAUAAACAGAGAAAAGCAACUUGAACAAGAGGAGAGAAUGGCUAAAGAGCUGGCCCGCAUCAACUAUGAGACCCAAAGAGAAGAGAAAAUGAGGCAGUAUAUUAAAGAGAACAGUAUGGAGCUUCGAGAGUUGGAGUCCAAGCUGAAGUCUGCAUAUCUGAAUAAGGAAAGAGCUGCACAGAUUGCUGAGCAGGAAGCUAUGAGGUUUGAGACGAUGCGUGAGGAGGCAGACUUUGCUCGCAAGAUGAAGAGCGAAAAUGAGCGAACAGCUGGUGAGCUGCAGAAGCUGGAGCAGAAACGCCACGAGGAUCUGGUGCAGUAUCAGAGAGAGCUGGAGCAGCAGCUUGUGGAGAGGGAGCGCAGGAGGCAAGAGGCGUACGAGGAGUUCCUCAAAGAGAAGCUCAUGGUUGAUGAGGUUGUCAGAAAGAUUUACGAGGAGGAUCAGAUGGAGAGACAACUGAAACUGGAGAAGGUCAGAGCCACUCAGCAGCACAUUGAAGAAUUCAAGAGACAGCAGGCCGAGUGGAGACGCAUGGAGCAAGAAAAGAUGGAGGCCGAGAACAGACGCAUCAUGGAGUUUGCAAGCCAUCAAGAGCACAUGGAGGAGACCAGAAUGGCUAAGAUCAGAGAGAGAGAAGAAGCAAAGGAGCAUCUUCAUAAAAUACUGUCUGAGAAGAUUGAAGAGGAGAGGCAGCAGCGGGAAGAGAUGGAGCGAGUCCGUGAGGAGCUUUGCUUAGAAGAACAAGAAGAGGCUAACAGGCAGAGAGAUAUUGAAGAGAUGGAGAAGAAAAUCAGACAGAGGCUGAUGAUGCAGCAGACCUGCCAGGAGCAGAUGGCUUUCAAAGAGAUGCAGAGACAGGCAGAGAAAGAGGAAGAUGAGGCCUUCAGGAAAAUGAUGAUGGCUAAGUUUGCGGAGGACGAUCGGAUAGAGCAGAUGAAUGCCCAGAAACGACGCAUGAAGCAACUUGAGCACAAACGCGAGGUGGAGAAACUGAUGGAGGACAGAAGACGGCGGCAACAGGCUGACAUGGAACUGGAGGCUAAAGAAAGAGCGAUUGAGCAGGAGAGGGAGGCACUGCGAAGACGGAUAGUUGAAGAAGAGAGGCAGCGACUUCUUAAACGUCACGCAACAAAACUCCUUGGAUACCUUCCAAAGGGCUUGCUCCGUGAAGAUGACCUAGAGCAUUUUGAUGAAGACUUCAGAAAAAACUUUAAAACACGCCAGGCAGAUAUCUUCUCUGAAGACGGCUGGGAAGGCGAUGAGUAAAUGUUUUUUCCCUGAAAUUGCCUACUGUGCCACUAAAUGGCAGUUUAAGGUUACAGUGAACUACGUAGCAAUUUUUAGUGACCACAAAGUUCUUCAUUCCUCUGUAUUCAUACUAGAACCUGUUUAGCAUCCAGUAACAACAAAAUGAUUGAGAGACAUUUUUUUAUUAGGACUGUGCUGACAGGAUCUUAAUUAAAAUCAUUCCAGAAAUCAUCUGAGGUUGUCUGGUGGCUAAAUGUGAUAAUAAGACAAAUCUCUAAAUCUAAAUUCACUCUGAAUUCAAACUCUAAAGUUUUUAAUUGUCAUACUAAUCAAAUUCUGAAAGACAGUAAACUGACAUCUUUCACUCCACAACACACAGAAAUAUCUUUCAGUGCUGAACCUCUCCGUGUUUAUGACUUCCCCCAGUCUAGAGCUUUCAUGAACUCGUCUUCUGUGAACGACAGCAGCUUUGCAGCUUCAAAAUGCAUCUGCACACAAAAAAAGGUUCACAUUUUGAUUAAAAGCUUUGAACAGCGUAUGUAUUAACAGGGUACAGUAGAGACACUUACCCUUUGUCUUUUGAGAAUGUCAAUCAGCUUGAGCUGUUUCUUGAAACCCACGAUGAGUUCUGCUUUCUGUUUUUUUAGCAUUUUGUUUUCAGCAAGUAGAUUUUCUUUACUCUGAUGUUCCUCACUUAUCUUGUCCUUAUUUAAAAGAAUUUAAAAGACUGAAAUGAGUUGAAGUUAAGCAGAACCUAACAUUUUUGCAACCUGAGGUCUCAUUUGCAAACCAGUUAGAAUUAAAACAACCUGUUGAAAUUCAGUUAUAGCUGGUGCUUUAUGUAAAUGUUUAAAAAGAGCUAAAUUAACUUUCCAUCUUCAAAUAUCGUAUUCCACGUUGCCCACAGAUAUUUUCAAGUCCACUGUGCAGCUUAACAUUCAGCUGCUAUACAUGAAAGACUUGUGAUCUCCCUGCAUACUUCAGUUUUAUUGUUUUAGAUCACUGGACUCUGGCUCUGCGUGCUGCAGUUUAUCACUUUGUGAAGUUACUGAGCUCCCUGUUUUCAAUAUCACUGUUUAGGGGAUCUUUUAUUCUCUUUAUUUUAAAAUAAAUUAGCACAUUACCUUACUUCUCUGGCACUUUUUUGAUCUUAAAACUACAAUACUAAGACACUGAUAAUUACAUGGCUUUAAAAAAUCUGUUAAAUGAACCCUGUAACUCCACAUUUAGCUGCUCGUUUACGUUCAAAUAAAGAUUCACUUCUUUGUGAUUGUUA
Siniperca chuatsi (mandarin fish) is the source of this 3201-nucleotide messenger RNA. It is a transcript of the gene mns1, whose product is annotated as meiosis-specific nuclear structural 1. The transcript has 10 exons. The record is from RefSeq and is a predicted model, not a curated record. NCBI's taxonomy places the organism in Eukaryota, Metazoa, Chordata, Actinopteri, Centrarchiformes, Sinipercidae. Gene Ontology annotation, biological process: cilium organization. Gene Ontology annotation, cellular component: motile cilium. The coding region runs from base 441 to 1943 and encodes 500 amino acids.